AUGGUGAGUGGCUUCUGCUCCUGGUUGACGGCCAUAUUCAGAAUAAAAGACGAGGAGAUCCGAGAGAAGUGUGGUGAAGAUGCCGUCCACUAUCUGUCCUUCCAGCGCCACAUCAUUGGUCUGCUGGUGGUGGUGGGCGUUCUGUCCGUCGGCAUCGUUUUACCAGUCAACUUCUCAGGCAACCUGCUGGAGAACAACGCAUACAGCUUUGGACGCACAACAAUCGCCAACUUGAAUUCUGGGAAUAACCUCUUAUGGCUGCACACGUCUUUUGCCUUCAUGUAUCUUCUCCUAACCGUCUACAGCAUGAGACGCCACACGUCCAAGAUGCACUACAAAGAAGACGAUCUGGUCAAACGCACUUUAUUCAUCAACAGCAUCUCCAAAUAUGCAGAAGAAAGCCAUAUAAAGCAGCACUUUGAACAGGCGUAUGAGAACUGUGUGGUUCUGGAAGCUCGUGUUUGUUACAACGUGGCAAAACUCAUGUCUCUCAAUGCAGAGCGGAAGAAGACUGAGCGCAGUAAGAAGUUUUUCACAGAUCUGAUGGCGAAGGAACACAUCCCCACCAUGAUAAACCCCAAGCCCUGUGGUCACCUCUGCUGCUGCGCCAUCACCGGCUGUGAAGAGGAGGAGGCUGUGAGUUAUUACACUAAACUGGAGGCCAAACUGAAAGAGGAAUACAGAAAGGAGAAGGAGAAAGUCAACACUAAACCCUUGGGCAUGGCGUUCGUCACCUUCCAGAACGAGGCCAUGACUGCAAUAAUCCUGAAGGACUUUAAUGCGUGUCAGUGUCAGGGCUGUAAGUGUCGUCUGGAGCCACGCUCGUCUCAGUUCAGCGACGGUCUUCAUGUCUAUAACUGGAGUGUGAGCUACGCACCGGACCCUCAGAACGUGCGCUGGGAGAAUCUGUCUCUGGGUGGCAUCUCCUGGUGGCUUCGCUGCUUCAUCAUCAACUGCAUCCUCUUCAUCCUGCUCUUCUUCCUCACCACUCCUGCCAUCAUCAUCUCCACCAUGGACAAGUUCAACGUCACCAAGCCUGUGGAAUAUCUCAACAACCCAAUUGUCACCCAGUUUUUCCCCACUCUGCUGCUGUGGGCUUUUUCUGCGCUGCUGCCCACCAUCGUCUACUACUCUGCCUUCUUUGAAGCCCACUGGACCAGAUCUGGAGAAAACAGGACCACGAUGCACAAGUGCUACACGUUCCUGAUCUUCAUGGUUCUCCUGCUGCCGUCUCUGGGUCUCAGCAGUUUGGAUGUUUUCUUCCGCUGGCUAUUCGACAAGAAAUUCCUGGCUGAUGCCACUGUCAGAUUCGAGUGUGUCUUCCUUCCUGAUAACGGAGCGUUUUUUGUCAACUAUGUGAUCGCGUCUGCGUUCAUCGGUAAUGCUAUGGACCUGCUGCGGAUCCCGGGUCUGCUGAUGUACAUGAUCCGUCUGUGUUUGGCUCGAUCUGCUGCAGAGAGACGCAACGUUAAACGACAUCAAGCCUAUGAGUUUCAGUUCGGAGCUGCCUACGCCUGGAUGAUGUGCGUUUUCACUGUGGUUAUGACGUACAGCAUCACCUGUCCAAUCAUCGUCCCCUUUGGGCUGAUGUACAUGCUCCUGAAGCACCUGGUCGACCGAUACAACAUGUACUACGCUUACCUGCCCUCCAAACUGGACAAGAAGAUCCACUCUGGAGCUGUCAAUCAAGUGGUGGCUGCACCAAUCCUGUGCCUGUUCUGGCUGCUCUUCUUCUCCACCGUCAGGAUAGGUUUUCUGACUCCGACCUCCAUGUUCACCUUUGUGGUGCUCAUCAUCACCAUCGUGGUCUGCCUGUCGCACGUGUGUUUCGGCCACUUCAAAUAUCUCAGCGCACACAACUACAAGAUCGACACCAAGGACACAGAGAUUGACGGUGUAGAGAACGGACGUCCUGCCAGAUCUUCACCUUCUAACAAAUCUCAGCAGAUGUACAUCGCCCAGGUCCUGCAGGACCCAAACUCGGAUGAAACUGGAGCCGGCAGUGGAGAAGACGACGGUCAGGGGUCCUCGCAGGACGAGGAGAUGAUCAACGCCGGAAACAGCCUGAACGAAGCCGAUUUCCAGUCCGGAGAGGACAGUCUGAUCGCCAACGAAGUCCACCAGUAACACAGCAGAGCGCCUCAUGGCCUUCAUCCCUCUGUUUUUGUCCUGGUCUGACGCUGUGAACACAAUCGGCUCAAAACAUCAGCACCUUAGAAACCCACAUCUGCCAAAACACAGACUGUACAUACAGUAAAGCACACGCCGGCAAAUCAUUUCCUCAUGUGCAUGAGCGCCAGAAGCACAAGCAAACAUCCCGGAUUUAUCCUCCUGCUUUAAAAAAAAAAAUCCUGAUUUGGUUUUUAGUACUCAUCCGCCUCAGGAAAAAGGAGAACAAACAGCAGGCUCGCCUUAACAGCGAAAUAAUCGGCGAAACAGGCUUCAUGUGCUUGCUUUUUCUUCUUUUGCCUGAACGAUUGGAUUAAAUGAAUCAACAUCUGCAAUAGAGAAAUCCGGCUUCAGAUCCUACGUUUUCAACCGCGUUCGCUGUACAGAACACUGCUGACACUCCUGUUUGCAGAAUACUUCUCCCUAAUGUACAGUAUUUCCAGAGACGCGCGCGCGUGUGUGUUUUCACUGAACGACCCAUAUUCUUACCUUUCCUUACUUUGGUACUUUUAAUGCUCAUUUUGCCUUUAACGGAUGAGUUUGUACGCCUGCAAACGGAGUAGCGAAGUUCUCGUAGCACGAUAGUAAGCGAUCGCCGCUCCUGACAGACGCUUAAAGGGAUGCACUGUAAAAAAUGACCUGCUCACUUAGAGUUUUACUCUUGUUUCUAGUCCAAAUAUCUAAAUGGUCUUAAAUCAAGAAGGAUUUUCUUGACUAGUUCAAAAUAGUGUCUUGUUUUCAGAAGUAACAAGUCAAAAUGAACUGUAUUUUUUAUUAAAAUAAGCUAAAUAAUCUGCCAGUGGGGUCAACAGAAUAAUGUUAUGUCAAAGAGAAAAACUAGAUUAAUUAGCUUACCCCAUUUGCAGAUUAUUUAGCUUGUUUUAAGGAGAAACCCAUUUAUUUUUGACAUGUUAUUUCUGAAAACAAGACAAUAUUUUUUGCUUGUCUAGAAAAUGCUUCUUGAUUUAAGAGUUUUCAGAUAUUUGGACUAAACUCUUAGUAAGAGCAUUUUUUUUGCAGUGUAGUUCACCCAAAAUGUUAAAAUCUGUCAUCAUUUAUUCACCUUUUACUCGUUUGUUUUACUAGUUUCUUUCUUCUGUUGAACACAAAAGAAGAUAUUUAGUAAAAUGUUGGAAACCUGUAACCAUUGAC
Danio aesculapii is the source of this 3321-nucleotide messenger RNA. RefSeq names its product CSC1-like protein 2. The transcript has 20 exons. Gene Ontology annotation, cellular component: plasma membrane. The coding region runs from base 1 to 2127 and encodes 708 amino acids. The record is from RefSeq and is a predicted model, not a curated record. NCBI's taxonomy places the organism in Eukaryota, Metazoa, Chordata, Actinopteri, Cypriniformes, Danionidae. Gene Ontology annotation, molecular function: nucleic acid binding; calcium-activated cation channel activity.